This is a messenger RNA of Salvia miltiorrhiza (redroot sage), 796 nucleotides long. RefSeq lists its product as uncharacterized. Bases 142 to 468 code for a protein of 108 amino acids. The transcript is spliced from 7 exons. Gene Ontology annotation, cellular component: catalytic step 2 spliceosome; U5 snRNP; U4/U6 x U5 tri-snRNP complex. The record is from RefSeq and is a predicted model, not a curated record. Gene Ontology annotation, molecular function: RNA binding. Gene Ontology annotation, biological process: spliceosomal snRNP assembly; RNA splicing. Lineage: Eukaryota; Viridiplantae; Streptophyta; Magnoliopsida; Lamiales; Lamiaceae.
GGGCUUAUUCAGUCAAAUUGAAAAAUUCAGGGAUUUAUCAAAACCCUUGCACACCAAAAUCCAAGGAGUGAGCGCUAAAGAUCGUGUUGUAUUGAAGUGUUCCUUUCCUUUGUUAGAAGCUCGUAAUUAUCUUACUCGAGUAUGAGUCGCCCUAUGGAAGAGGAUGCUCCUGCAAAGAACGAGGAAGAGGAGUUCAACACAGGUCCACUUUCCGUUUUGAUGUUGAGUGUAAAAAAUAACACACAGGUGCUCAUCAACUGCCGUAACAAUAAAAAGCUUUUGGGCCAUGUUAGGGCUUUUGAUCGUCACUGCAACAUGGUACUGGAAAAUGUACGAGAGAUGUGGACCGAGGUGCCCAAAACAGGAAAAGGAAAGAAGAAAGCUCUUCCAGUUAACAAGGAUCGAUUUAUUAGUAAGAUGUUUCUUCGUGGAGAUUCUGUGAUCAUUGUCCUCAGAAAUCCCAAGUAAAAGGUGUGUUGCAGGCAAACGACGUUGUGCAGCUCUUCAGCCUACAAUGAUUCGUGGUCCAAUGAUUUUGAUAUUUUUGCAGCUAGUUCUUGCAUGAGGCAUUUAAGCCUCAUAUAUGCAUUUGUAACAGUCUCUACUUGUCAUGAAAUAUAUUCGUAUGCUAUACUUUCCCUCUGUUGAAAGUAGCUGCUUAGGAGUUACUCUUUAUGUGGAAUGUGCUAUGUGAUACGUGAUGUUGGCCUAGUUUAUUUGGCAUCAUAAUCAAAGAUCAUACACUCAUGAUUGUUCAUCAGAAUAUAGAAAAUAAAUCUCUAUUUCUUUUUAUUAA